Messenger RNA from Leptomonas pyrrhocoris, 1724 nucleotides. RefSeq lists its product as hypothetical. Bases 27 to 1724 code for a protein of 565 amino acids. Lineage: Eukaryota; Euglenozoa; Kinetoplastea; Trypanosomatida; Trypanosomatidae. The transcript has a single exon. The record is from RefSeq and is a predicted model, not a curated record.
GUAACUUCAAGAAGAGGCGUUCAUGCAUGGACUCAAAAAGCCGUCCCAGUGCUUUUGCGGACGCCAGCACACAGACGGCAGCCGUGAAGGAAUGGAGACAGAGGAACGCAAAGCACAAGGAGACGGCCAGUUCACUGCUACGAAAAGUCAAACAGCUGAAAAGUGAUUCUGAAGCCGUGCAGAAAACAACUCUAUGGCUUCAGGAGCGAGACGCUCUCAAUCGCGAGCAAGAAAUCUGCGAAGAGAAUCUGGAAGUCCUGCGUGCCGACCUUGGAAAGCUAGUGCAGGAUGUCGAGCACGAAGAGCGGCAAACUGAACUCGCCGCGCUAAAGUCUCUCAUCCUUCAGCAACUGAAAGACUUGGGCGCGUUGACUCGUGGUACAUCCCUUCCUUGCACCGCCCGUAACGAAGCGGCGGAGAAGGCGGAACGUGUGACUCGUCUUCGUGAGUGGAUCAAAUCGGAAAGGGGAAAUGCGCAAGCCCUUGCGCGCACACUCUCUUCCAGCUCCGCAAGCGGCACAUCCUCCUUCUUCGCAGUUGACUUCGACACCGCUACGCACGAGGCAAAUGAAGCCUUUGCACGGCUGUGCCACACGUAUCAGCCGUCUGAAGAACUGCGGCAGAUCUUUGCGUCCACGCUGAGCAGCACCGAGGACGAGGUGCGCGGGCGACUUGAAAGCUCGCAGUACGCGGAUGCAGCGACGUGUGAGGAGGAUGUGCUGCGUACCGUGUGCCUCAUCAUUAAGAUGGGCCAUCAAGCAAGGCAGUUCAACCUGUCUGCCGCCACACGAGCUGCCCUGGCCGAUCGAGUGUCGGCAGUGUUCCCCAGCAUGACUGCCGCCCAGGUGCAGCACGCCGUCGACGAGGGCCUUUCAUUGCGACGGGCACAGGCAGCGGGCAAGGCGGCACUGUCGGACUACCACCGCAGCAUCGCGUCUCUGCUCUCUUCGUGCGAGUCGGCGUUCGUGGUGGCAAAAGAAGCACAAGACGAUCGACUGGAAAAGGAGGCGGCGGCGCAGCAGCGCAGUACAGAGCAGGCAAGUCGGCAUGCCCGGCUGGCGGAAAAGCGGGCCGCACACGAGGCGGUGCUGCGCCGUCGCCGCAGCGUGGAGGAGCAGCGGCAAAGCGCAGCGGCCGCCAAGGCCGACGCCCUUCGCGCAAAGCGUGCAGAGGAGUUCCAAGAACGGCUGCGGCUUCUGCAAGCGUACGAGACGCAGCGAGCACUUUUGCGCGAAAAGGAGCAGCAACUGCGGGAGAUGAAGGCGCGCGCCAUCGAGGAGGAGAAGGCCGCGCGGAUGAAGCGCAAUGAGGCUCGUGUGGACUUCCGCCGUAGGCAAGAGGAGCAGCGCCUGAAAGAGCAGAAGGAGCAGGAGGAAGAAGUGCAAGCCUUGCAACUCAAGAAACAGCAGGCCCUUGAGCGCUUCUUUGCAUCCGUUGAUAAGCAACUUGGUGUCGAGGUGGAUCCCCAGCGAGUAUUGAAGGCAACUUCGUCCAGUGCACAGACGGAGAGCUAUGAGACCCUGGCGCAGACUACCCGCCCCUCCAUUACGGGUUUUUCAGACGACCAAAUAAUGAAAGAUCCGCGCGUCCGACUGUAUCAUGCGCUGCUAGCUGCUGGCCUGCACACGACUCCGUAUGGCCGCGAGGUGGUGACGCGCGGCUACCACGUGGCGCCCUCGCAAAUGAGCAGCGAAAACAAUCCUUUGAGGGGACCGUUUUCGUGA